Messenger RNA from Austrofundulus limnaeus, 1932 nucleotides. RefSeq names its product butyrophilin subfamily 2 member A1. The record is from RefSeq and is a predicted model, not a curated record. NCBI's taxonomy places the organism in Eukaryota, Metazoa, Chordata, Actinopteri, Cyprinodontiformes, Rivulidae. Gene Ontology annotation, cellular component: external side of plasma membrane. Bases 335 to 1846 code for a protein of 503 amino acids. The transcript is spliced from 10 exons. Gene Ontology annotation, biological process: cellular response to lipopolysaccharide; cell surface receptor signaling pathway; positive regulation of T cell proliferation.
CUGAAACGGAUUCGUUUUAAAAACGUGACGUCAUUUUUAAAAAAGCCGCGCGGGAGCAUCCCCAUCUGACCACACACAGAAACCACUGACAGAAACAUGGGAAAUCCAUGGUGGCCGUUCACUUUAAAUUUAAAACACAUUCCAAGUCACUGGGCACAAUUUCUUCACGUCUUUUCUGCCACUAAACAAUCCCUAAGAGUUUGUAUGCAUGUACGCGGAACUAGUAAUCGCUGAUGAAGUUUGGAGCUCGUGGAMCUGAUUUGUGGGGUACCGUUUUGGCAGGGGUGCAUUUUUCGCCUCAACACCCAUUAAGCGGACUUUAUUCACAGUCUCAAUGGGCUGGACUCUUGUUAUUGUUCUGCACGUCCUUUUUCGGUCAUCUCUGUCAGUUUUGUUCACUGUGGAGGCAGAGAAAACGAACUACAUUUCAGAGUAUGGAGAAAACGUUGUGAUGGGCUGCAGGUUUUCUCCCAAACCCUCCCAUCCUCAGAAAGACCUGAAGGUGACCUGGCUCUGGAUGUCCGCCUCCCCGUAUCAGGAGGUCAUUCGGAAAGUCAACGCGUCGGAGCACUCCACGUCUGAGAAGUACGAGGGCAGAGUGAGGCUCCUUACUGAUGAGCUGCAGCACGGCUGGGCGAAAAUACAGUUGUCCAAUGUGAAGAUCAGUGACUCUGGGGCCUACCAGUGUUUGGUUCAGACUGCAGAAGGAACUGACUAUAAAACCAUAACCUUGUCAGUUGUCGCUCCGUAUAAGCUGAUCUCCAAACACAUAGAGAAGACAGCAGAGGGGGAUGAGGUGCUGCUGACGUGCCAGGCGCAGGGAUACCCCGAGUCUUCAGUGGAGUGGCAGGACGGACUCUCGCUCAGGCACAGUCCCAGCACCACGACUACAACAACACCGGACGGCCUUUUUAAAAUCACCAGUCAGAUAAAAGUCAGCUCUUCUGAGAAAAACAAUUACACGUGCAGCGUCSCAAACGAUGCCACCUCUGCAACAUUUCACAUCCCAGAUGAUAUUCCAACUCCUCAUGUCCAAAAUGACGCUCUCAUCGUUGUGUUGAGCAUAGGCUUGAUUCUGACUGUCGUCGUUGUUGGAGUUCUCACUUACCGACGACGGAAAGGGGUCAGAACUUCCAACACCAAGAACUGUCAUGCUGAUGAGGAGGAUAAAUCUACAUCUGUCUACGUACAGAAAGAUAAAGGAAAUGAGGAGGAAGGACUAAUUAUCAUGAAAAAACAAGCCGAGGAAAAUCUGGAGUCGUAUCUGAAGGCGUAUUAUACUGAAUCCUUUCUCAGUACCGAUACGAGUCGCUGCUGCGAUGGUUUCGCUGUGGAGGAGCUGAUUCAGAGGUUGCAGAACAAUGAGAGCCAGCCUGCAAGACUCCUGGAUUUACUCCCAGAAGCUGGAAAUGUCCUGUUACUAGAAGGACCCCCAGGAAGUGGGAAAACAACCGCAGCCCAUAUCCUGGUUUCCUCUUGGACUGAAGGUCCUAAACAUGCCACCUCUAACCUCGUUGAUCUGGGCUUUAUUGAUCUUCUGGUGUAUCUAAACUGCAGUACUGUGAACGGGGACUUGUUCCAGGAGAUAACAGCUCAGCUCUCUCUCAGUGAAAAGCCAUCAGAGGAGCUGAGGACAGUUUUAUCUGGCUCCAGCACAACUCUGCUGUUACUGGACGGAUACAAAGAAGGACACCAACUUUUUGAUGAGACUGUGAGGAGGUUUAUAAAAGAAAGAGGAUCCUGCAGGGUGUUGGUCACAUCCUGUUCGGACGACUGUCCCACACUGAAGCAGACGCUGGGGUCAGGGGGGAUCCUGAAGCUUCAAGCGCAAUUUGCAAAGUAUUGAAGAAAAAAUUGUUAAACUUUUGUCACUUUUUAAAAACUUGUAAAUACAAAUGUUUUAUGUUUGUUUUCUUAAUGCAUUUGUUUUUU